CUCUGCUGCCUGGACGACCCAUGAUCGCCAAGUGUGCCUACAUCUCCUUCUGCGCCUGCUUCGGAACGCUUGCGCGGCUCUACACGGACGACAUCGGCCCGGCCUCCAACGUCGCCCUCCAGGGCUCCUUCCUUGCGAACUCGAUCGGCAGUUUCGCUCUCGGCGCCCUGGCUUCCUCCCCCGACAGAGAAACCAUCCCCGACGCCAUGUAUGCAGGCCUGACCGUGGGCUUUUGUGGGAGCUAUACAACAUACUCCGGCUGGAAUCUGAGGAUCGCGCGAGCAGCAUUGGGACAAGUGCCGGGUGCACCCUCGGGCGCUAUCGUCACCAUCGUUGCCAUGGCAACCUCUCUAGCGUUCUUCGCGGCGUGCUUCUCGGCUGGUUGUGACGUGAUGAAGCAGGUCGCGAGCCACGGCCGGAGGCUGAACAUCCGAGGCAUGCUGGGCGGAGGUGCUCUUGCCGGGGGUGACAGCGAUGCGAUGCGCAACACGCUCGGGAUGCUCGGCGCCGCGUAUGUUCUCUUAGUCGUACUACUGGGGGUGGAUGGCAACUGGUCGAGGCGGAUCGACUGGCUGGCGUGUAUUUUCGCUCCCUUCGGCGCGCUCUCCAGGUUUUUCCUGUCCAGGCAGCUAAACAGCCGAUUACGAGGCGGAGCGUUCCCCUUGGGUACCUUCGCCGCCAAUGUGUUGGGCUCCUUGGUGAUGGCUCUCUCGUUCUACGGCACGAAGAAUUCCUCAUCGCUCACAAGCGGUUGGAGCAAUGUCGCCAUCAAGGCGUUCCAGGCGGGAUUCCUUGGCAGCCUUACCACCAUGUCUACCUUUAUGUCGGAGGUCGUUGGCCACCGCGACCGGCACACCCCAUCGGCGAGCUACAUAUACCUAGCGGCCACGGCGAUCGCCGCACAGGCGCCGGUUCUCAUCGUCGGAGCAACGCUCGAAUAGGAAACUGGAAGUGCGCUUAUCUGGCCCGUCGCUCGGGCAAGGGAAAGGGGUGAGAACAUGCCCCCAUCCCGCCUGACGGGAAUUUUCGUCACUGCGAGAGGUUGGGCAUCGUCUUCUAGAGGCGUCUUUUCCUUCGUGGGCAACGGCGCAAUGGAAAUUCGGAGAACUGGUUGUGGCGGGACGAUUGACUGCGGGAGGCACCAACCAGGAGAAGAGUGUCCAUCGUUUGACCUUCCUCACCCCCCACCUCAAGGGGCAUGCGGCGCCACUAUGGAGUGCUUAUUCGACAAGACAUGUCGUUGGAGAACCCUUCAGAUGUGGGGAGCUCGAAAGCUUGCCAUCUUCUCGCUUGAGGUGCGCCCGGACAACACCCCUCUAAAAAUGGUUGUUGCAUUUCAUCCAGUCGCCCUACAGUGUACGGGAGGUGGCCAAAUUCUCCCUAAACAACGUCGGCAAGAGUCGAAGGAACUGUGGGCUUGGAGCUUCCUUCGCUCAAAGCUCCGACACGGAACAGCCUCAUGUCGAGGUUUCGCGCCCUGAGGGGGGCGUAGUCGAACGGCGUUCGGCUUAUGAAUUCGGCAAUGUGCAAUAUUGGACCCCUGUGAAAGUGUUUCGUGAUACACGUAGUUUUCUCCUUCAAUGUUUGGGGUCCGUGGAAGUUUGCGGGGUGCAUCAGCCGGACUUGUUGUUUUAACCUGGCACGGCAGGGUUCCUUAGGUUUUUGUUAGCUCCUCUGUAUAUAGGGAUAGAGCAGUGUUCGACCAGCCGUAUGUCAUAAUUCAGGGGCAUCAAUAAUAGCAUCUAGCAGCGGUGAAAGUGUGAAAUGUAAUACGAAGUUCGAAGUGUUAUUUACGGGUUGUUGUGGAUAUCCACGUCGCUCACUGCAGUAUGUGAUAGGGGCGGCAGCCAUAUUGAAAGGUUAUGGUAACAUCAUGCAGUAGUUGUAGUUCGAAGGAAAAUCUGC
Molecule: messenger RNA, 1905 nt
Organism: Ectocarpus sp. CCAP 1310/34
Lineage: Eukaryota; Phaeophyceae; Ectocarpales; Ectocarpaceae
Source: the annotation of a GenBank genome assembly